AUGGCCAGUGCUCACACCGUUCGGCGCUCUAGCCUCGCCGACUCGCUUUGCUCGAGUCAAAGACCCUUUACCCCCUACGAGCACGUAGUAGUGUCGCACUUCGCGAGCAGCUCAAAGAACGUUCACUUCCUCAAGCCCGACUACGCCGACAACACUAAAGUGAAUAUAGCAGGUAUUCUGCGAAAGCGGAAGAGAUAUUGCGAGUCCGCCGAGCUUACCAACGAGUGGCGAGACGUGAUCCAGGGCGGCGCAGAUCGAUCCAUGGCGAUGGAUUUUCUGUUCCACUUGUGUGAAUCCUACAAGAUCAAGUCGUGGGGGACAUCGUGGGAGUAUUUUCGCCAAUACAAGCAGCUGUACGCCAGCGUUACCGGCCAGUAUAUGGACAGGAACGAUAGCAAAGAAAUCCUCAAGUGGCAUGACGCGGUCCUCGUUCACCGCUUUGGCCUAGUAGCUCCGAACGGCGGCGGAAAGGACGUGGCCGAUUCCGGCGACUUGCUUGCCCUCCAGACCUUCAACAUCGCCUACGACACAGGCGUCUUCUCGGGAGAAAGGCAUCGCAUACAAUUAGCAGGGUGCUACCUCGGUCUCGCCUUCACGGGGGCGCGACCGGCAGAGUUUGUAGACGGGGGAGCGAAAGAGCGGCAAGGAUGGGUGCCUAGAGGAGCUGUUCCCGCGGAAACCGCGAGUAGCCCAUGA
Molecule: messenger RNA, 696 nt
Organism: Cryphonectria parasitica EP155
Lineage: Eukaryota; Fungi; Ascomycota; Sordariomycetes; Diaporthales; Cryphonectriaceae
Exons: 4
Coding region: 1-696 (231 amino acids)
Source: RefSeq, a predicted model, not a curated record